AGAAUGAUAUCGAUGUGGAGUACGAAAACACAUUGAUAAAAGAAGAGCAGUCAAGCAACAGUGACGAGAAAGUCGAGAAAAUUACAAGUAAAAUGGCUACAUUUGGCGCAAAUUUUACAAUACCAGUCUUUGUGCCGGGUGAGUCAAAAUGGGAGAGAUGGCUGCAAAGAUUCAAAGGUGCUUUAGCCAUCAUGAAAGUUACGGACGAUAAAUUGAAAGCUACCUACUUGCUUUAUUACGUGGGAGAUAAGGCCUACGAUGUGCUGUGCGAUACAUUUGGUGAUGUGAUGGUGUCAACAAAGAAGUACGAGAAGUUGAGCGAUAAGCUAAAAGAAAUGUAUGCCUCAGUGACGUUAGAGAUUGCUGAAAAUUUCAAGUUCAAUUGCAGGAAGCAGCAGCUUGGAGAGUCUGUACAAGACUUUGCUAUGGCUUUGAAGAAGCUUGGUGCGAGCUGUGGAUUUGGGGACUUUCUACAGAAAGCAUUACGAAAUCAGUUCGUUUAUGGUCUGAGUAAUCAAAGAAUACAGAAUCGAUUGCUCGAAACAAAGGACCUAACGUUCGAGAAAGUUUUACAAAUAGCUAAUGCUACGGAGCUGUGUGAGAAAGAAACUACACAAUUACGAGGAGAAAACGGCCGGAGAAAAUUGAUGUGUACAUUAAAAUGCGAAGUACGAAAACAAAAUCAAAAAGGACAUCUUGAGAAGAUCUGUAUGCAGAAAGGAAAUACACCGAGGCAAAUUCCUCAAACUGAAGAGGAUUCUCACUUCGAGGUAGUUGAUAUACUCAACGUAUUUUCUGUGGAAGAUUUUCAAAAUAGAGAGAAGUUCGUGAGAGAGCUGAAUGUAAGCAACACCGAGGUAAAUUUUGAGGUCGACAUGGGAGCAGCGGUUUCUAUUAUGUUUUACGAGACAGCCAAGCAGUUGUUCCCAGGAGAGAGGGUUUACAAAUCAUCGUUACAACUAGUCACCUAUUAUUUUUCACCAAUUUUAGGAUUAGGAGCUGUGACUUUAACUAUGAAGCCUGACGCCAAGCCAGUUUUCGUCAAGUCAAGAAGCGUGCCAUUUCGACUCAUACCAUUAGUCGAUGCAGCCUUGGAGUCUUUAGAGAAGGGGAGAGUUUUGGAGCUCGUUAGCUCAUCACCUUAUGCUACUCCGAUCGUACCUAUACUUAAGAGCAAUGGCACCGUACGGAUCUGUGGAGAUUAUAGUGUUACCGUGAAUUCACAACUAAUGGUAAACGAGUAUCCACUUCCGGCGACUUACGAGCUGCUUGUUGAUCUGGCUGGUUGGUAUAGCGAAUGA
Copidosoma floridanum is the source of this 1301-nucleotide messenger RNA. RefSeq lists its product as uncharacterized. The record is from RefSeq and is a predicted model, not a curated record. NCBI's taxonomy places the organism in Eukaryota, Metazoa, Arthropoda, Insecta, Hymenoptera, Encyrtidae.